Guyanagaster necrorhizus is the source of this 1026-nucleotide messenger RNA. RefSeq lists its product as uncharacterized. The record is from RefSeq and is a predicted model, not a curated record. Lineage: Eukaryota; Fungi; Basidiomycota; Agaricomycetes; Agaricales; Physalacriaceae. The coding region runs from base 1 to 1026 and encodes 341 amino acids. The transcript is spliced from 4 exons.
AUGAACUUUCUCGCAUCAUCCCAAUGUUUCCCUUCACUAUUUCCCCUCUUCAUACCGCAGCAUGGAUACGUCGUGCCCAAGUCGUCCGACAAUGUCGUUGUCUUCAUACCCCGCUCUGCUCUUAUAACCAUUAACUACCGCUCAUUUGGUGUCCCCCUCCGCCAACUUAUCCUGGGGAUCCAGGUAUGUCUACAUUUAGAGAUGAAUGGUUUCCACCGACUAAUUGUUCCCUUCAUGGAAACUCGCAGCGUUACGUGUCCUACCAUUAUGCCUGGCCCGAAAAAUAACGUUGGCCGACAUCGCCGUAAAAGGCGCCGCAGAUGUCCCUUGAACUUUAAUGCUGAUAUUGAAGCACCCACUAUCACUCCUCAUAAACGCACUGCCUCUGUUACUCUAGGAGAGACUGAACAUCCUCCAAAAAAGCGAAAGACAAAUUCGACAGUUGUGCACUUUUCUUCCGGAACAGACAAUGUGGAAACAGGUCCAGAGUCCUCAGUUCACGAUGCACAAGAACCAGAACCAUUGACCGAGAGAUUUGACCUAGCAGAUCCCAAUGCUGUUGAUGAUAAUGGAUUCUACGAGGUCGUCAAAAGAUCGGCCCUACCGGUCCUGCCCAUGAACGAUCCUAUUAAGGAACCCGAACCUGAAGCAACGGCCGAUGUGAGGUAUUUCUUUAAGGAUUUGAAAGACCAGUUUCCCCAAAAACGUCUUUGUCGUCUAUGCAAAAAAGUCUUCGCAGCCCAUGUGACAAAAUGUCGGCAGCACAUGGCAGCAGCUCAUAAGGCGAAUUAUUACAAGUAUUGCAACAGCCAUAACUUUGAAUCAAAAUUGACCAAGGAUCUCAAACGGAAGAAAAAUGCAGAUAACCUCAUGCAGACUGUGGAUCGGUCUCGUCUUCCAAGGGCUUCUCAUUACUUGAAGGAUGGGUUUACGCGACUUUGCUUAGGAUGGGGAGCUGCUACAGACCAGGCAAGUAACAUUUCUCACUGCAAUAUCUCCAUGAUGAAUCAAUCUAUCUCCAGCUGA